Molecule: messenger RNA, 2265 nt
Organism: Schistosoma mattheei
Lineage: Eukaryota; Metazoa; Platyhelminthes; Trematoda; Strigeidida; Schistosomatidae
Source: the annotation of a GenBank genome assembly
AUGAUCGAAAGCGCGGUUAUUCCAGUCAAAUGGAAGAUGUUGCUUCCUAAUGAGCGAAUGACUAUUAAAGAAAGAAAACAUGACUAUAUUUACGAUCCCUUAUACAGCCUUUCAAGUGCAGCUGACCAUGAACGGGUUGCAACUAAAGAUCAUUUAGAUGUGUCGAAAAUGCAAAAAUUGUUCUCCUUUCAGAAUUUGUUCAGUGAAGUACCUAUAUAUCGUCCUUAUAUAUGGCGUCUUAAUCCAAGUGAUCCCGUACCUAUGUUCGUGUCUAGGUAUUUUCACCCUGUAGAUGUUUGCAAAAAGUUAAUCCAAAUAAAUCAGCUUAAAAAAAACAAAGAUCCAAUGAUAGGUCAUGUGUUUGAGGGUAUGGAUCGGUCGAAAUAUUUCACCCAUCAUACCUUGUCUCUUUGUCCAUAUCCUUCAGGAAAUCCGAAAAGUAUGGAUAUUACGUUGGACUCUUUAGUAGGAAAUCAAAAUAUCACCCAAAUAGAUCUAAGGCCGAAACCACCUGUCUAUGUAUCACGUUAUGUGCAGACAAUGUAUCGUGAUUCAGAGGCGCAAACUGACCCAUAUUCUCCAUUGUAUGUUGUCAAUACAGGGGAAAACCUUGAGACACUGAAAUUAACUUCGUUGAGUUAUGGAUAUGGACUUCCAGUCGGAUUAUUUGAUGUUGAAAGAAUUGAACGUGCAAGACAAAGACGAGAAAUUGAAGCAAAUUUACCGCCGUAUAAAGAUAUUGCAAAUAAUCUGGUACAGAUUGCCAAACGACGUAAAAUUUUGGAAGGUUUAGAAAAUCGUGAAUGGUACUUCAGAGAAAGAGAGGUUGAAGCAAUGCAAGAAGUUCGACUAAAUGUAAUCGUUCAACUUUUGCGUAGACGUGAACAACGUAAACAAGAAGUCAUAUCUAGGCGAUUAGAUCAGAAAUGGAGCGAAAGUUGUGCACAAAAUGAGACAAAAUGCAGAGCUAUAAAAUAUCGUUAUAUUGGAGAGUUACGCAAAUUAUUGAAACUUCGGUUAGCUGCUAAAGAAUAUAAAUUUAAACGUGAUAUGAUAAUGGAUUAUGCUAAACCAUCAUCUCAAGUUUUUGCUCCACUCACGCGACUUGGUGUAUUUCCAGAUCGUAGUUCUGAACGUUAUGUUGUAAAAAAUAUAUAUUCAUCGCGUUAUGAAGGUCUACUUACUUUAGAAGCCAGUUUGCCUCGAUUUGCAUUCCAACCAAGAAUUAGAUUACAACAACCGAAACUGAACACAAAAGAUGGAUUUUUAAAACGUAAAUAUCGCCAUCAAAAAGAAUUAGCUGAAUUACACGAUUAUUUGCAAAAAUCCUCAGUAAGUGAACGAAAUACCGCUCUAAGAAAACCACGAUUUUUACAAAAGAUUGAAAAACCUAUGCCACGUCCAAUAACGUCAAAUUAUAUAACAAUAAAAAGUGAAGAAUCUGAAAGACAAGAAGUAGCUGUAAUUAUGUUGCAACAAUUAAUUCGCGGGCGUGCAAUUCAGACUCAAAUGUAUGAGGGUAAACGAAAACGUAGUGAAUUAAUUGCUGAGUCAAGGUCAACGCAUGCUCUGUUAGAAGAUGAACAAGCUCAAAAAAAACGUGAAAAAUUAACAAUUUUAACAAAACAAGAAGAUUUCAGUCAUCUUUUGCAUCAAGAGCGUCUAGUAGAAGACAUCUUAGGACAGUUUGAAUGUGAUAGUUUAGCUAAUAUGUUAGAUUUUCUAAGUAAAGAAUUGGAUCGUCUAAUCGAAGAGCGACGUAUACAUGCAUUAGUACUAAUAGCAGAACGUCAGCGUCGUAUACGAGAAGCGGAAGAAUGUGGUACACGUCAAAAAGAAGAGCGCAGAAGGAGAGAACAAGAUGAAAUUUUCAAACAGCUUGUUAAGGUACACGAAGAUACAGUUGAUAGUUAUCUGAUAAAUAUUGCUGGCUUAGCUGUAAAUAGUGCAGCUGAUUACUUAGCUAAGGAAGAAAUUUCGACAUUAGCUCAAAAAAUUGAACAAGCUAAUCUCUAUGAAUUAAAUCGUGGUGAAUUAGAAACAAAUGAAUUAGCUGCUGAAUUAAUACAUAAUUUCUUAAUACCGUUUGUAAACAAAAGUUCACAUGGGUUACAUGAGGAACGACGGAAACGCAAAUAUUUAAAUGGUGCACAUCGUGAAAUAUGGGGUCCAUCACACGAUGCUGCUGGGAAUGUAUCUGACUCAACUGGUCUACAAUUAAAACAUCACGAUACAACAACCUCGACACCAAAUGUAUGGUGGUGA